Molecule: messenger RNA, 654 nt
Organism: Miscanthus lutarioriparius
Lineage: Eukaryota; Viridiplantae; Streptophyta; Magnoliopsida; Poales; Poaceae
Source: the annotation of a GenBank genome assembly
AUGACGGAUGGCGAAGCGGCGUCCGGCGACGCGCCUCUCGACCUCGUGACAGUGCUGGACGUCAGCGGCAGCAUGACCGGGGCAAAGCUCGCGCUCCUGAAGCAGGCCGUGGGGUUCGUCAUCGACAACCUCAGGCCCCAGGACCGCCUCAGCGUUGUGUCCAUCUCCUCCGGGGGGGCGCCGUGUCACCAGGCUCUUGCGGAUGUCGGGCACCGGGAAGGCUACGACCAAGAGGGGCUCCAACAUCGCCGAAGGGCUCCGCACGGCGGCCAAGCCGUGAAAGUAACGGACGGCGAGACUGCUCUGACCAAGGUGAGCUGCAAUUACCGAGACACGGAUGGAGGCGCGCACGUCGACGUGAUGGCGGAGGACACGGUGGUGGCGAGACCGGAACCGGAGCAUGUGGUGGACGCGGAACGCUCAACGGAGGUGGAGCGGGAGCGCGUCCGUGUGGAGGCGACCGAGGACAACGCUGCGGCGAGGGCGGCGGCGGAGCGGGGCGCGCACCAGGAGGCGGUGGAGAUACUCGAGAGCAGGCAACGAGCGGUGGCGCAGUCGGCGGCGGCGCUUGGCGGCGACCCCACGAUCCUGGCGCUGGGGGCGGAGCUGCACGACAUGCCCCGCUUCGUUUCGAACGGGAAGCUACGCGCGUAA